AUGUUACAGGUAUUUUCGAUCAAGAUGAAAUUUGUAGAGAUUGUGGCUAUCUCCGUUGGCUCGGAAAUGUCUUCACAACAGCAUUCAAGGACUAUGGAGAAGCUCUCAGAAGAUGCUUUAUCAAACAUAUUCAUCUGGCUAUUCCCAAAGUAUGGGGUGCCCGAAUCAUGGGUCAAACAUCAGGCGUUUUCCCAGUUUAGUGGUGAUAUUUUACCGUAUGAAUUCACUUCCCAAAAUGAGUUUCUUUUUGAAUCUAAAGAUAGUAGUGCCUAUGUUGUUUCAGUGGUUUGUGCUUUUAUGUCCCUUUGGUAUGUAUGCUCCACCAAUUCUUUAUCCCUUAACUUACAAAUAUAG
Messenger RNA from Lactuca virosa, 354 nucleotides. The record is from the annotation of a GenBank genome assembly. Lineage: Eukaryota; Viridiplantae; Streptophyta; Magnoliopsida; Asterales; Asteraceae.